This is a messenger RNA of Cuscuta europaea, 528 nucleotides long. The record is from the annotation of a GenBank genome assembly. NCBI's taxonomy places the organism in Eukaryota, Viridiplantae, Streptophyta, Magnoliopsida, Solanales, Convolvulaceae.
GCUCGAUCUACUUCUCUCCUGCACACACAUAGAUCCCUUCCUCCUGUGCACAAUUCAUCACCAUGGUACUCCUCCCUUCACGCCAUCGUUGCCGACUUCCCUGUGCACCAUCACCGUUGCCAUAGACUCUUCUCCGCCUUGCGCCGCACCAGAUCGACCGUUCUCCCUGCGCACCGUCAUCCAUUCGUCUCUGUACAUCGCUGCCAGAUAUAUGGCGCUGGAGUUGUGACGACGGCGGCGGUGCUCUGGGUCGAAGUUAUGGCCCUGAAAUUGACAUUGACGAUAAUUUUGAUAAAAGCGGUGAUGGUGACCAAAGUGGCAGCGCCGACUGUGACGAUUGGGCGGCAAAGACGGCAGAGAAUAGUCGCGAUGGCGGCAGAUGGCGAUGCUGGUGGGCUUGCUAAGGAUGGAGACACCCGUGUAGGAGGCGGCGGUGAGGGUGGAUGGCUGGAGGCAGGCGACGCAAUCGUGGGGUGCUUUUCCAUUUGCGGUUGCCCAAAAUUUCGGCUCAUGGACCUUGUACAACGU